This is a messenger RNA of Abrus precatorius (Indian licorice), 4042 nucleotides long. RefSeq names its product calmodulin binding protein PICBP-like. Lineage: Eukaryota; Viridiplantae; Streptophyta; Magnoliopsida; Fabales; Fabaceae. The transcript is spliced from 2 exons. The coding region runs from base 1347 to 3611 and encodes 754 amino acids. Gene Ontology annotation, molecular function: calmodulin binding. The record is from RefSeq and is a predicted model, not a curated record.
ACAAAUUUGGUCUUCAGUCAAUUCUUUUCUACCUAAAACCUCAACUCUUUAUUUUAUAUCUAAAUUUUUGUGUGGAGAGAUUUAAAAUGAAAUUAGAACAUAAAGUGAUUCUACAAGUUCAAUCAUAAAAAGAUAAUGAAUAAUUCAUAAAUCAUUUCAAAAGAAUAGAAGGUACGAGGAUUAGGAUUUGAAUAGGAAAAAAAUAAAUUUUGUUGAAUUUUUGUUAAAUGUGAUAUUUUAGUUAAACCUAAUAAUAGUAAAAGUAUAAAAGUUUGCUAUCUAAUAAACUUUAUAAAGAAAUUGAAAUCACAAUCACCCCAAAAUUCAAAUUAUGUGCGGUUUAUUCUUAUGUAGUUGACAUUAAGUUAAACAUUAUUGAAACCAAAUCUUAAUUGUUGAGAAAAAUAUGCAUACAUUGAUGACGCCAAGAACUGCAUUUUAUGAACAUUGAAGCUUUCACCAUCUACUAAUCAAUUUUAUGAAGGUAACUGAUCUACCAACUGCCAACUAGUUUCUCCCAAUUGAAAGAUGAACUCUUCCCUACACCAACUAAUAACUGCUACCUGAGGGAAUAUCCUUUAUUUAGAGCUUUCCAUCGAUUCAAUUUAAUAUGUUAGAUACCAUUUUCACAAGAGUUAUUGUAAUUCUGUUUAUGAAGCAGCUUUAUGGAGCAAAUGAUUGGAAAGCAGAAACCAUUAUAGUUGUCCCUUUAACCAAAUGGGUUUCCUUAAUAGAGCCAAAUUCACAGUGAUCAAAAGUAUGCCAAAGCAAGUGCAUAAGGCAUCUUGUCCUCAUCUAUUCACUUGCACAAGGGCCACAAGGCAUUGCUUAUCCAAAACCAAUAGAGGGGUAGUUUAGUCAUUUCCUGGGGAAUAAAAUCAGCAAUUUUAAGAAUUAAAAUUUGAAUCAAGUCAUGAAACACACCCAUAUUUCAAAAGUACUAAAACUUCAUGUUAGAAAAUGCUCAAGAACAAAGGGCCCCAAAACCACCUGUUAGUGCUAGUCAGCGUCAAACACUUAUCUAUGCCUGUUUCAAAUUUCAUCAGCUGCCGUAGCCAAACCACACUUAAGAAUAAACAAAAAGAAAAACCCACAUCAAACCAAACCAAACCAAGAGGGGAGAAUCUCUCUGGUUGUUUGGGUUUCAAGCCUUCCUUCCUCCUUUCUUUCCUUCGUCAACUUGAUCACAGGAAAAACAAAAACCCUGUAUGAACUUCCUCACAAGGAAAAGAAAACCACAACAACGUUUCUUUUCUUCCGGUGCUUGAACUCCACAAAGCCAAGGAAGGAAACAUAAAAACCAAUAUCCCUUAUUCCAACUUGUUAAGCCUGUGGUUCCUUGGAAUAUGGUUCAAAGAAAAGUGCCUAGCAAGCUUGGUAUCGAAGCAGAACAUGUUAAAUCAGAUAAGCACUUGGCAAACCUGAAGCUAUCUUCAUCUCAGCACCAAGAUGGCAGAAGUAGAGGAGCUGAUAUGAAGAAGAAAAUGAAGAAGUCAAGGCCAAUCAAGCUUUCUGAUCUUGAGUCUCUUCAGUCAUCCUCACCUUCAAGGAGAAGCUUAUCUCAACCAGGAAAGCCACCACCUCUUCAUGUUCCAUCAGCAUCACCCCAGAAGCAGCAACCUUUGUUCAGAACAACAGAUGGUUCACCCAAUUACAUGAAGCCCACAAGUAGUUCACAUGCAAAAAAGGAGCUUUUCCCUGUUAGCCACAGGAACACUCAAUCAGGUUCUGAUUUUAAGAAUCCUGCUAGAAAAUUUUCCAGUGAUUCAAAAGCUGCCUGUGUUAAAAAACUUGCAAAAACAUUGACGAGGUCAACUAGUUUAAGUUUGGUGAGAACAUUGACAAAAACUACUAGUUUCAAGGCCUCCAGAGCUUGUCCUAGAAAAUCCACCAGAGCUUCUCUGUGUACACCACAGAGAGCCACUUGUUCUUCAACUUUGAAGGACUCAAAGUUCCCUGCAUACCUCAUGCUUAACCCUGAGGGAACUGAGUCUGAGGGAACUUCAGUCAUGAAGGUUUGCCCUUACACAUACUGUUCCCUCAAUGGUCAUCAUCAUGCUGAUUCGCCACCACUGAAGAGCUUCAUGUCAUCAAGGAGACGCCUUUUGAAGAUGCAGAAGCGCACGAAGCUUCAAGCUACGAGCCCUCGGAGUCUAAUGGUUCCUCUUGAGACAGAGAAGGAGGACUCUGAUGUUGAGCAGAAUGUCUUUGAUGCAAAAGCUCCAUCUGAUGAAAUUGGCUGUGAUGUCUUCAUUGAAAUCUAUGCUAAUGAAAGGGUUUCAAAACCAACAGCAGCAGAAGGAAUGGGGAAAGUAGAUUUUCUCAAAGAGAUUGAGGAUCAAGAAGAUCUCAAGUCUACAAUUGAGGAUAAUGACAUAGCAACAAAUGAAGAGGGUGUCACGCGAGAUAUUACUCUAAGCUUUGAAACUGAGAUUGAUCUUGAGGACGAUAUAAAAAAAUCCUUUGAUGACGUUGAAACUAAAGGAGACACCAAAGGGAGCUUUUCUCUCCAAGAACAAAAUACAGAAGAGGCAGAUGAAGAUCACCAACCUAUUCUCUUGUCUCAUGAAGAAAUUAGCAUGGGAAGCUACUGCAGUGAUGACGAACAACACAUGGGGGACGUUGACAUGGAUGAUUCUGAUUCCAAAUCCUAUGAUAUGGAGUGGGAGAAGGAGAGAGUAUGCAAAUUUGAACAUGAGGAGGAUGCUGAUUCUUCUGUGUAUACAGCGGAGGACAAUGACUCAAGUGUUGAGUUCUCAUCCGAGAGUUCUCAUGAUAUGUCAGUGACAUGGUUAGAUGAUAUUCUUAUAAACUAUUAUGAGCACUUUCUGGUUGAUGAAACCAAUUCAGAAGAAAGCACAUAUUUUGAAGAACAACCUGAUGGCAUUGUUUCUGUCCCGGAAGACCCAGUUGGAAUCACUGAGACUGAAGAACUUGGGUACUCUUCCACAGGUAUUAUGGGUUGUGACCAAUCUUCCGUAACAGAUGAAAUACAAAUGGAUGAUGAGACUAUUGACAGUAGCCAGUGUCAAAAGAUGUGUGAAAUUUGCAAGAUUGAUGAGGCAAAUGAAGAUGGAUACUUAAGUAGCAUAGAGAACGAGAACAAGGAUGAGAGCAACAAAGAGGAGAACCAAAUUCACUUCCUUGAUGUGUCUGAAGAAAGUAACAUGGCAGAUCAUGAGCAGGAAAUGCUGAAAGAAGAUCAAAGCAAAGCCAAAAGGCUCCAAAGCACAAGUUGCAUAGGUGGAGAAGAACAAAACACAAGCAGGAAAUGCAAAGUUGCUAUUAGAAGGAAAAGGAAUGUUGAAGAUGAUGAUGAAAUGAGAAAGUUCAACCCAAAAGAGCCAAAUUUCCUGCCCUUGGUUCCUGAGCCAGAACCAGAAAAGGUUGACCUGAGGCAUCAAAUGAUGGAUGAGAGAAAGAAUGGUGAGCAAUGGAUGCUUGAUUGUGCACUGAGAGAAGUUGUCACCAAACUUGCUCCAGCUAGGAAGAAGAAGGUGGCACUACUAGUUGAAGCUUUUGAGACGGUGAUGCCAGUACCCAAAUGUGAAACCCAAGUGAGAAACGAUGAUUCAUUUGCUCAUGCAGGAAGAAUUCAAGCUUGUAGCUGAUACAUGCUGCUGAGUCCACUGGUAAUGGUAAACCAAGUUGAAGUGUUAUCAUAUGUAUGGGAGCAUAACCAAUCUCCAGGAGGCAAUGAGGAUGCCCAUUACAACAAGUAAUUUAUUGGGCAGCUUCAAGGACUUGUAAUCUUUAAAUGCUGAUUGAAGCACCAGAAGGGGAGUUUAUGGUUCUUAUUUAGCUGUAUGGGUUUGCUUUAGUGAACUUUAGCUAUGUGUUUACUUUGUUAUGUUUGUAUUUGACGCACUAAUAUAUUUGUGCUAUAAAGAUUAUCCAUGUCUACGGAAUCCGGAUUCUGUUAAAUCACUAUCCUUGUUUGUACGAUGAUGAGUAAACAUAACUAUUAUUUAUCAUAUAAUGUUCUUUUUCCUUUUAUCAUCAGAAAUUAUAAAAAGACAAAUACUGUCCAGUGUCUUUUAAG